Molecule: messenger RNA, 2602 nt
Organism: Osmia lignaria (orchard mason bee)
Lineage: Eukaryota; Metazoa; Arthropoda; Insecta; Hymenoptera; Megachilidae
Gene: Grip91
Product: gamma-tubulin complex component 3
Biological process (GO): meiotic cell cycle; mitotic cell cycle; spindle assembly
Cellular component (GO): microtubule organizing center; spindle pole; gamma-tubulin complex
Molecular function (GO): microtubule minus-end binding; gamma-tubulin binding
Source: RefSeq, a predicted model, not a curated record
UUCCGAAACCAGGUGGAUCAGUGGCGCUAUUCUUUUGGAACUAAUUUUUACAGGCGAUUCAACUUUGCAAUUAAAUUCUAAUUAGCGUUUACAUACAAUUAAUAAUACAACAAAUGACUACUAUUCAUUUUCAAAUUAUCUGGGAGAAUGGUUAAUUUAUGAAACUAGAUAUAGUUUUAGUUCAAUGAUUCAUAUUUAGCUUACAAAGUAAUUCGCUUCUCGUCAUGCAGCCAUUUUCGCCCUAUUUCUGGCAAUGAUAAUUUGAACGUUGAUAGUUUGUAUACAAACUUAAUUUGAGGGUGACAAGAAGCAGACUGAAUUGUUUAUAAAUUAGGAGAAACUUAAAUACAAACAUGAUAGAAGCAGAAACUGUAGGUAAUUUAGUUCAAAAAAUGAUUAUUUCACUCUGUGGAGAACAAAAGCCAGAGAUAAUUCGAAAAUGGAUGCGUUUUUCACUUGGGUUACUGUCAUCCACUCAAGGAGUAGAAACAUUACGUGAAGAUGAAAUCACUGUAGCAAGUCAGAUAAAAGAAAAGUUACAAAUAUGCGAAGCAGUACAGUUUGAUAAAUUGUAUAAUGAACUAAGAGCUGGGCCACUGAAGAACAGAGCACGGAUUCUUAUAUUUCUAUUGAAUAUGUGCCAGCCAGGAGAACAAUUAAGAGAAAAAGUAUUCUCUGUACCUGAUUUAAAAUUAGGUUCAUGUUCAUCUACUGCAUCCACCAGUGGGCAAACACCAGAAAUCUGUGCAUCCUCGCAAAUCAUAUCCAUAAAUAAUACAGAGAAAAGUACAAGAGAUUAUUUAACAAGCUCUUACAAAAUAUAUGGAGAAGAGUAUAUUUCAGAAGAUGCAUUAGUACAAGAUCUGAUAUAUUCCUUCCAGGGUAUAGAAGGAAAGAUAUUAAAAUUGGAUUCCAGUUAUGGUUUUCAAAUUGAUCCAAUGAUCAGUAUUGAUAGGCCACGUAAACAAGCGACUCUAAGAUUGAGCGAACUUGGAUAUUUACACAAUAUAGUGCAAAAAGGAUUAGAAAGAAUGUCGGCUGCUUCGAGCGGCCAGGUGGCUGAUAGUUUCGUCGCAGCGAUGCAUUCUGAAUUAUCCGAAUAUUACAGAUUUAUAGCUCUCAUUCAAGAAGAAGUAAACAGAGUUCAGACUCAACCAGGAUUAUACAGAGUUACUCUCUCCCAUUUACACCUCUGGGCGUAUGAUCCUUUAGAAACUUUAAAAUGGCUGGCCAGUAUAGUAAGAACUUGCCAAGGGCAAAAAGGUGGUGCGUUAGCUUCUGCGGUAUAUGAAUUCAGCAACCAUGGAGAUGCUAGUGUGAAAAAAUUAGUUAAGAGGAUAUUGGAAAGUGUUUGCGAUCCUUUGUACAACAUGUUGAUAAGAUGGAUCGCAGAUGGUGAACUGGAUGAUCCUUACAGAGAAUUUUUCAUUGAAACUUGUGCCGAUAUUACCGGGGAUAGAAUGUGGCACGAGAAAUACCAAGUUCGCAAUAGCAUGUUGCCAUCUUUUAUCACAAAAAUGCAAGCGAAAAAGAUUCUAGGAACCGGGAAAAGUAUUAACUUUUUGCGGGAGGUAUGCAAAGAUUUUACUCCUUGGCAAGGGAAACAUACGGAAAUGUUUAAAAAUUUUAGCGAGCAAUAUAAAGUUGAUGUUCUUUUCGAUAUGGAUCCGGAUGGUCGGUUGCAAACAAUGAUGGACACAGCAUACAAGGAUACUUCAACUAGAGUAGUAGAAGUAUUGACAAAACAGUAUCAUCUAAUGGAACAUUUGCACGCAAUUAAGGGUUAUCUUUUACUAGGACAAGGACACUUCAUCCAACAUUUGAUGCAUUUAUUAGAGCCAGAAUUGGAUAAACCAGCUAGUUCUUUAUAUCCACAUAAUAUAUCUUCUAUUUUGGAAACAGGGAUAAGAGCUACUGCUACAAAGUUAGAUGAUUUAGAUAUACACAGGAGAUUGGAUGUAAGGUUGUUAGCGCCCUCGGAGAAUGAAAGAGGCUGGGAUGUUUUUAUCCUUGAUUAUAAUGUAGGAGGUCCUAUUGGAACGAUUUUAGAACCGUGUAGACAAACAUAUCAAACUGUAUUUUUCGCCUUGUGGAGAGCUAAAAGGAUGGAGUCUAUACUAUCUACAAUUUGGAAACAUCAAAUAACAUCGGCCAAAAUGUUUAGUAAAAUGCCUGAAGUAUUAUCCAUUCAAACUCAUAUACAUUUAAUCACGAGCAGUAUGGUUCACUUGGUUCAUCAAAUGCAAUAUUUUUUCUUGUUUGAAGUAAUUGAAUGUUCUUGGGAUGCAUUUGCAAAACAAUUGGGACAGGCAGCAUCUUUAGAUGAUAUAAUUACGUCACAUAGUCGUUUCAUAGAUGCAGUAAGACGCGGUACACUGCUUGAUGAAAAAUCCCAAGUAAGAGCUAAUGGAUCAUCUACGCUCCGUUUAUGGUCCGAUAUUGGACUUACAAAAUCUUGAAGAAACGUUUCUUACACGUGCUACGCAAGAAUACGAGGCACGAUUAAAAGAUAAUUAUUCAGUAAAUGUAGCUUACGUGUCGUCGAAUCAGUUAGAUAUUUCAGACACAGAGAGUGCAGAAAUUGCUAAACGUCAAGCUGGAU